AUGCCACCCAGAGUAGACAGCAUAGCUCUGCUUGAAUGCACCAUGCAAAUGAUUAGAGAGGUUCACACCAACUGGAAUGAAGACCAAAUCUUGGAGUGUGCCUUCUCUAUGAUGAACCUCCAACCAAAUACCAGCCAAGUCGAAAAGAUUCCUAAGUCAAUACACAGCAUUGUAUCACAGAUCAUCAAGCUCAACAAGAACAACUGGGCCAUCUGGGAGCCCAUGUUUAUGGACUGCAUAUGGCCCAUCAAGAAUGCAAAGCAGAUCCUUACUGGGGAAAUAUCUAGCAACCACACAGACUAUGAUGAAGAACUAAACAGUCACCUGUUAGGCCUCAUCCUGUCAUCAUGCAACCACAGUCCUGAGAGCAGUAUUCAUACAUACACCAUUCGAGAACAAGGCAAAGAGGAACAACUUGGCUCCACACUGUAUAAGAAACUCAAAGCAGUGCUCAUGAUCAAUGACAAAGUCAAACUGUCUGCAAUUCAUGACCGAGUGCAUGAGAUCAAGCUAGUACACCAAAAUGUCAUCAACCUUGGAAAGGAACUAGAUCAAAUUUGGAAUGAUGCUGCGAGGCUGGGCAGUCACAUGGAUGAAAAGCUCAAGAAGUCCAUCUUGUACCAUUGUGUCAAAGAUGACUGGCUCUAUACUCAGACAGUAGACUCCCUUAAAGCUGCACAGCCAGGCUGCAGCUAUGAAUAUGCCUACCAUGCACUCACCAAGAAACAUCAAGAAGCUGAACUUUCUGGCUGUAUCCAAGCUGCAACCAGACUCACCAGCAACAAGAAUAUAACCAACCAAGCCAGCGGACCUAGCCAAAUCCUAAACCAAGAAGGCUACAACAGAGGCAGAUGUGAUCCCACAAACCCUAACAAGCCGGCUAAGUGUUACAAAUGCAGGCAACCUGGGCACAUUGCAAUCAAUUGCAUCAGCAGCCAGGAGCGAACUUCUACUCAGCAGGGAUAG
Molecule: messenger RNA, 966 nt
Organism: Ustilago hordei
Lineage: Eukaryota; Fungi; Basidiomycota; Ustilaginomycetes; Ustilaginales; Ustilaginaceae
Exons: 1
Coding region: 1-966 (321 amino acids)
Molecular function (GO): zinc ion binding; nucleic acid binding
Source: RefSeq, a predicted model, not a curated record